AAAGGAAGAACAUAAAUGAGAGGGAGAGAGACAGAUACCCAUUUCCCACAGAAAAAAACAGGAGCUGCUAAAGCUGGGUAGGGAUGGCUGAGGGGGGAUGUGUGUCAUGUGACUGGGUGGGAGUGACAUUGAAUUGACCACGCCCACCCAGGUUUUGUAGCUCCCGGUGUUUUCUGUGGAAAACGGGUCCAAACGGCUCUGAGUGUUCAAGGUUGCAGCCCCCCCCCCCAACUCCACCAGGGUUUGACUUAUAGUCUCUAUUGCCCUUACAAAUGUACCUCCCACUGUCUCCUGAUUGGCUUAGUACUCAUGCCGUCACAGCCUAUCCCAAGCGUCUAAAGCGAAUAUAUUUCUUCCGUCCCAAUUACAUCUCCCACGACUCUGAUUCAGAGGCUGCCAUGUCAGCUGGCAGUUUCUGUAACAACCUCGGCUCUCUUUCCCCACGCCCAGUAAAUGGCUCCCUGCCGCUUCAGCUUCAGCCGCAGCCUCCCAAAGGGAGCUCCUCAGGGAGGCUGCACGGAGCGGCCUCUUGACUUCACCUCCACUUCCGACUUCCGCAGCUCCUCCAACUCCAACGGCUCCCAAUCACCCAAAGGGGCUCCGUGGCGAGGAUCCUGCCCAGCGGGGAGGGAGCUCAGCCGGAGAACCGCGAGGCUAGACGGCGCACACAGGAGGCCCCGGCCCUUUCAUCCGCCUCUGGCCCAAAGAAGCGCAGAGGGGAAGCCGGCGGCGGAAGAGGAGGGGCCCAUGGAGGCGGUGCCGCUUGUAUCCAUGGCGACGCGCGGACGCCGCGGCGCGCUAAAGAGGCGGGCGGCGGCGCACACGUCCUCCCGUUUCAUGCGCGGGUGGCCCGGGAGCAGCAGCAGCAGUAGCAGUAGCAGCAGCAGCGAGAGGAGCCGAAGGGGCCCAUGGCCAGCUACAAGGCCGCCGACUCCAAGAGGGAGCAGUUCCGGCGCUACCUGGAGAAGUCCGGCGUGAUGGACACCCUAACCAAAGUGCUGGUGGCGUUGUACGAGGAGCCCGAGAAGCCCAGCUGCGCCCUCGACUUCCUGAAACACCACCUGGGAGCCGCGGCUCCGGAGAACCCCGAGGUGGAAGUCCUCCGCCUGGAGGUGGCCGAGAUGAAAGAGAAGUAUGAAGCCCUCCUGGAAGAAAAUCGGAAGCUGAAAGCCAAGCUGGCCCAGUACGAACCGCCGCAAGAAGAGAAGCGGGGAGAAUAAGCCUUGUACAUGUCUCAAUAAAAGAUCUUAAAGGACA
Messenger RNA from Thamnophis elegans (Western terrestrial garter snake), 1257 nucleotides. It is a transcript of the gene MYCBP, whose product is annotated as MYC binding protein. Gene Ontology annotation, cellular component: nucleus. NCBI's taxonomy places the organism in Eukaryota, Metazoa, Chordata, Lepidosauria, Squamata, Natricidae. The transcript has 5 exons. The record is from RefSeq and is a predicted model, not a curated record. Gene Ontology annotation, biological process: regulation of DNA-templated transcription. Gene Ontology annotation, molecular function: transcription coactivator activity. Bases 909 to 1220 code for a protein of 103 amino acids.